AGACCCACACAUUUAUUAGUACGAAUUGUUUUCAUUUAUCUGUUCUGUUGAACCAAUAUAAAAGAAGCCUACCUUUUACAUGUCUUUUUGGUUUAAAUCAUUUUCUCAAAACUCUUUCAAUCACCAUUACGAUGCCACGAUCGUGUUUGCGUUUACGUUUUCUCUCUUUACUCUUGUUCACUUCAAGCUUCUUGACGAUGAUCCAUGCUCUUACUUGUCGUCCCGACCAGAUCCAAGCUCUAAUGAAAUUCAAGAACGAGUUUGAAUCCCCCGGUUGCGACCGCAGUGACUAUCUAAACGGAGUGCAGUGCGAUAACGCCACUGGUGCGGUCACGAAGCUACAGCUACCAAGUGGUUGCUUCACUGGGAUUCUUAAACACAACAGUAGCCUCUUUGAGUUGCGUCACCUUCGUUACCUUAAUCUCUCUCACAGUAACUUCACAUCCUCUUCACUCCCUUCUGAGUUCAGCAAUCUCAACAGAUUAGAGGUUCUAUCUCUUGCCUCUAGUAGCUUCACUGGUCAAGUCCCUUCCUCAUUUAGUAAGUUAAUAUCUCUUACCCAUCUAAACCUUUCACACAACGGGCUCACUGGUAGCUUCCCACUUGUGAGAACUCUCACCAACCUCUCGGUUUUAGACCUUUCUGAUAAUCAAUUCUCAGGAGCCAUACCUUCUGAUUUACUUCUCACUUUGCCCUUCUUGUCUCAUCUUAGUUUGAGAAAGAAUCAUCUCAAUGGUUAUAUAGAAGUUCCCAACUCUUCUUCUCCUUCAUCUAGGCUAGUGUACUUGUCCCUUGGGGAAAACCAAUUUGAAGGAAAUAUCCUAAAGCCUAUCUCCAAUCUCAUCAACCUAGAGUACCUCGAGCUUUCUUCCCUAAACAUCAGCUAUCCAAUUGACUUAAACAUCUUCUCCUCUCUCAAAGCUUUGUUGAUCCUUCAUAUUUCUAAAAAUAGGUUGUUACCUUUAACUUCAGAUUCCGACAUCCCAUUGAGUUUAGAGAGUUUGGCUUUGUCAGGAUGUGGCAUUAUUGAGUUCCCAAACAUGUUAAAAACCCUCAAAAACUUGCAUCAUAUAGACAUCUCCAACAAUAGAAUCAAAGGGAAAGUGCCUGAGUGGCUCUGGAAGUUUCCUCGUCUCAGCAUAGUGAAUCUUGUUAACAACUCUUUCACCGGGUUAGAAGGUUCUUCAGAAGUUUUACUAAACUCAUCAGUGCAGUUACUAGAUAUUGCAUAUAACUCCAUUACAGGAGACUUUCCUACUCCACCACUUAAUAUCAUCUACCUCUCAGCAUGGAACAAUAGUUUCACAGGGAACAUACCACUUCAAGUUUGCGAAAGAAGCUCUCUCAGAGUUCUUGAUCUAUCCUACAACAACUUCACCGGUCCAAUACCUCAAUGUUUGAGUAACUUAAAGAUAGUGAAUCUAAGGAAAAACAACUUGGAAGGAAGCAUACCUGAUGAGUUCUAUACCGGCUCUUUGACACAAACACUUGACGUUGGCUUCAAUAGAUUAACAGGGAAGCUUCCAAGAUCGCUUUUGAACUGCUCCUUUCUGAAGUUUCUGAGUGUUGACAACAAUAGUAUCGAAGACAAGUUUCCUUUCUGGCUUAAAGCUUUACCAAAUUUGAAAGUCUUCACUCUCCGCUCAAACAGAUUCUUUGGCCAGCUCUCUCCUCCCAAUCAAGGUCCUCUUGCAUUUCCCGAGCUGCGUAUACUUGAACUAUCUGAUAACAGCUUCACCGGAAGCUUACCAUCAAGUUUCUUUGUUAACUGGAAAGCAUCAUCACUCAAGAGGAAUGAAGAUGGGAGAAUCUAUAUGGGAGACUACAAGAAUGCUUAUUAUAGCUAUGUGGAUACUUUGGAUUUGCAAUACAAAGGUCUAUUCAUGGAGCAGGGGAAUGUUCUUACUUCUUACAGCACCAUUGAUUUCUCCGGAAACAAACUUGAAGGACAGAUUCCUGAAUCCAUUGGUCUUUUGAAGGCGUUGAUUGCGCUCAACUUAUCGAACAACGCCUUCACGGGUCAUAUUCCUCUGUCUUUGGCAAAUGUUUCGGAGCUCGAGUCACUGGACCUUUCAAGAAAUCAGUUAUCAGGGAGUAUUCCUAGAGAACUCGGGAGCCUAUCGUUCUUGGCGUACGUAAGUGUGGCUCAUAACCAGCUUAAAGGUGAAAUACCACAAGGACCACAGAUCAGUGGGCAAGCUGAAUCAUCAUUUGAAGGGAAUGAUGGUUUGUGUGGUCUUCCUCUACAAGGAAGUUGCUUUGAGCCACCAACAAAACAGCCUAAGGAGGAAGAAGAAGAGGAAGGAGUGUUGAACUGGAAAGCAGUGGUUAUAGCGUAUGGUCCUGGAUUGUUGUUUGGAUUGUUAAUAGGUCAUGUUAUUGCCUCAUACAAGCCAAAGUGGUAUGUUGAGAUCGUUGGUCCGGAUAAGCACAAGAAAGUAGAUUCAGUUAGCUUGUGUAUGUCUCUGGAUUCAAGAUGUGACAGUUUUAGCAAUAAGAAUAGUGUAGAAAGUAAUAUGUAAAUAUAUAGUAUGUUGGUGAUUUUGUUAGGGAUGUAAAAAAGAGGUCUUACUAGUUUUUGUAACCUCUCGGUCCGCUGAUGAUGUUCUGUAAAGGUCUGUUAUAUACUGUUUGUAUGGUUUUUAAAAUAACUUGAGCUAAGUUCUUACAGAAGGCGUCCUAUUUUA
This is a messenger RNA of Brassica rapa (field mustard), 2687 nucleotides long. Its product is annotated as receptor like protein 26-like. The record is from RefSeq and is a predicted model, not a curated record. Gene Ontology annotation, molecular function: protein binding. Lineage: Eukaryota; Viridiplantae; Streptophyta; Magnoliopsida; Brassicales; Brassicaceae.